Cryptomeria japonica (Japanese cedar) is the source of this 3314-nucleotide messenger RNA. Its product is annotated as potassium channel AKT2/3. NCBI's taxonomy places the organism in Eukaryota, Viridiplantae, Streptophyta, Pinopsida, Cupressales, Cupressaceae. Gene Ontology annotation, cellular component: membrane. Bases 178 to 2139 code for a protein of 653 amino acids. Gene Ontology annotation, biological process: potassium ion transport; transmembrane transport. The transcript has 11 exons. Gene Ontology annotation, molecular function: voltage-gated potassium channel activity. The record is from RefSeq and is a predicted model, not a curated record.
AGUCUAAUUUAAGGAUUCUUUUCCCAUUACUUUCUUUGAUACGAUCAUAACAUAAUAUUCUCACUUAGUCUAAUUUAAGAACUCUUGUUCUAUUCCUUUCUUUGCUAUGCUAAUAAUAUGGUCUCUCUGUGUGUUUAUUAUCUGUUCAUGAGAUCUCACACAAUGUUUUAACUGUUGAUGUUAAGUAUUGAUAUGUGUUCUUCUGAGAUGGGAUCAGUACAUCAUUGCAUAAACUUCUAUUCUUGCAAGAGUGUGGAGUUUGAUGAGGAUGUCUCAGAUGAGGAGAAGAAAUUUCGGUUUUUCUCAAAGCAAAGUAUACUGCCACCUUUGGGCUCCAGGUGCAAUCCUGAUGGGCAGACUAGUAAAUAUAUCAUUUCUCCACAUGCUCCUCGCUACAGAUGCUGGCAGACUUUUCUGGUUGUUUUGGUGGGAUAUUCAGCAUGGUUGUGCCCAUUUGAGCUUGCAUUCAUCAAUACUCCAGAGGGAGGACUUCUUAUUGCUGACACUAUUGUUGACACAUUCUUUGCUAUUGAUGUCAUUCUGACCUUCUUUGUAGCCUACAUAGAUGAUAAAACAAACAUGUUGAUACAGAAUCCAAAAAAAAUCUUUAUAAGGUAUAUUUCAACAUGGCUAAUACUAGAUGUGGUUUCCACAAUACCAUUGGAGGCUCUGAGUUAUCUCAUCAGAGGACAACAUGCAGGCUUCAGCUUAUCCUACAGUUUACUCAAUAUCCUACGCCUUGGGCGUCUAAGGAGAGUCAAGGCUCUUUUCACGAGGCUCGAAAAGGACAUAAGGUUUAGCUACUUUUGGAUCAGAUGUGCAAGGCUCGUCUGUGUAACCCUGUUUGCAGUACACUGUGCAGGAUGUUUGUAUUACCUAUUAGCAGACCGGUAUCCAGAGCGGAAUAACACAUGGAUUAGUUCCAUACUUCCAAACUUUGAACAACAAAGCUAUUCAAUUCGUUACAUUGCCUGCAUGUAUUGGUCAAUAACAACUUUAAGUACUGUUGGAUAUGGAGAUAUACAUGCAGUAAAUGCCAGGGAGAUGAUUUUCAUUAUAUUUUAUGUCUUGUUCAAUCUCGGCCUCACUGCUUACUUGAUUGGCAAUAUGACCAAUCUAGUCGUAGAAGGAACAAGUAGAACCAUGCAGUUUAGAAAAAGAAUACGUGCAGCAUCAAACUUUGUUCAUAGGAAUGAUCUUCCACCAAAACUCAAGGAACAGAUAUUGUCAUACAUGUGUCUCAAAUUCAGAGCAGAGGAGCUUCAGCAACAAAAGCUCAUGGAAGAACUUCCUAAGGCCAUUAGAACUAGCAUAUCAAGAAGGCUUUUUACACAGACUGUGGAAACUGUUUAUCUUUUUCAAGGAGUCUCACCUGAUUUCCUCUUGGAUUUGGUAGCAGAGAUGAAUGUGGAAUAUUUUCCUCCAAAAGAAGACAUUAUUCUACAGAAUGAAACACCUAGUGAUAUAUACAUACUAGUAUCAGGGGAAGUGGAAAUGUUGAUGGAUGAGAAUGAAACAGAACAUGUUGUACAAAGCUUAUGGUCAGCAGGAGAUAUGUUUGGUGAAAUAGGAGUUCUAUGUCAGAAGCCACAGAGUUUAACAAUGAGAACAAGGAAACUAUCUCAACUGUUAAGGCUGAGUGGAAGUGUUUUGCUAAAUAAAAUGCAAAUGCGAAAAGCAGAUGCUAAGAUCAUCCUCAACAAUUUUUUCUUUCAGUUUCUGCGCUUCAUUCAUUUCCAGCAUCCCAAGGGCCUAAAAGAUUCGGACAUCGAGGACCUGUCUUAUGAACUUCUGACGUCCCCAUACAGUGCAUUAACUUCAGCACUACCAGAAACUUUCAGCAAAACUCGCAACAGUAAUUUGCAGACAAAUAUUGAGGUUCCGACUCCUUAUAGAGUAAGAAUUUACAGGCAUCAUCCCAGCAAAAACAGAAGAGAGAGAGGCAAGCUGGUUAACUUGCCAAAGACAAUGGGCUAUCUUCUAAAAUUGGCUGGCCUGAAAUUUGGGUUUCAUCCUGUUAAAGUAUUCAAUGAAGAUGGCGCAGAGAUUGAGGACAUCAACGUAAUCAGGGAUAAUGACAUGCUAUUUCUUGUUGAUAGGGAAGAGCUUGAAGAAGCAUUCCAUAUGAAGUUCUUUUGAUAGUGUUUUCUCAUGGAAGAUUUUAUAUUAUCUACAAGGUCAUUUUGCUAUCUGAUACAGUAUCACAAGUCUUAGAUUGAAAUUUCUAAAACUGAAAGCCAAGAACUGAAAAGUAUCCAUUCUAACAAAAUUAUCUAAUACACUAUACUAAUAUCAUCCCUUAUGAAAGUUCAUUUCUACUAUAGAUUGAAAUUGUUAUAGGGAUAAUACCCAAAGACAAAAUGUUACAAAUCAGAGGAAAAAACACUGACAAAAGGCUCUUUGGUAUAUGAAAUUAACAUUGUAUAAAAGUACUAUAGAAGGCAACUGUUCUCAAAAGUUUUUAACAAUUGUUAUUAAAAUUGUAUAUUGCUCCUAAAGCAACCAUAAAUACAAUUAAGUUGUUGACUGCACUUAAAGAAAAGCACCCAACUUCAAAAGUCUUUCAGGCUCGUUCCUGAUCUGGUUCGUUGAGUAAUAUGGAAGAUGACAAUUUGAAGUGUGAGUGUCAAAUGUGUUAUACGUGAAGUGGUUUAUGUUAUUGCAUUUGAACAAGAAUCAGAGAACAUUAUCAAAGAGAAUAAGACGAAAUGAAAUUAGAAACAAAUAGACCCUUUAAGAUCUCCACAAAGACAUGAAUACAUUGGAACUGUACUGCCCAUUUUGUACAGGAAUCCCUGGAAAAAUCUUACACAAGUUCUUGUAUAGCUUGAUCCCUCGUUAUUAAAUGCUACAUAGCAUUAAUUUUUCAUGAAAGAAGCCAAUGUGACAAUACUACAGGAACAGAAACCAUGUGUAUUCUGUCGCUAUAAUGAGCAUUAGUGUUAAGCCUAGGAGUCGUCUUCAGGGGCUGAUGCUUAGCUGUUGUAAUGCCGGCGUCAAGUGACACUAGCUCGCAUGUUGGUUGUAGAAGCAGACUUGGGGUAGAAGAUUAUUGUGGUUGGGUUGCCCCAUGGAUCAGUCGAGCAUUCUUAAGAAGCAAUUACCUUAAUUGUGUUAAGUUGAAGAAAGUACUAUAUGAUAAACUUAUGCUGCCCUGUAGAUUAGUCAGCUCUUCAUGAGAAGCAAUGACUUCAAUUGUGCUAAGUUGAAGAAUCAAAUUUAAGUCCCAUGGAUCGGUGGACCCUGCUUGUAAAGUAAUGACCUCACUGUAUUCAGUUGAAAAAUCAGAUUAUAAUAUUGUGUUGUUCUAUGGA